Molecule: messenger RNA, 787 nt
Organism: Westerdykella ornata
Lineage: Eukaryota; Fungi; Ascomycota; Dothideomycetes; Pleosporales; Sporormiaceae
Exons: 2
Coding region: 96-473 (125 amino acids)
Molecular function (GO): nucleic acid binding
Source: RefSeq, a predicted model, not a curated record
CUCGGUUUCUCGCGUGCAAAGGAUGGAGUCAUCGUACACUGUGGCCAUUUAGUAUUAAUCGAAACGAAGAGCUCAGAGCUUACUACCGUAAUACAAUGAGGCGUUACGCCGCUGAAGAUAUCAUCUUCCUGGACGAAUCUAUCUUUAAUGAGAAGACUGGAUGGAGGCACAUGGCCUACGGCCCUGUAGGUACGACGACUCGCUAUACACAAGAUAUCUCCCGUGGGAGUACGUGGGCGAUCCUCCCUGCCUAUACAAUUACUGGUUAUCUCCCUGGGUGUACGGCCAUUAAAGAGGGUUAUUUCAACCAUGAAGACUUCAUUGCAUACCUGGAAGAAACUCUGCUGCCAUCUCUCCGAGUUAUAUAUGGGCCAAAGGCACUGGUUAUUGUGCUUGACAACGUGUCAAUCCACACCAACGACGAGGUGCGCAACCAGACUACAACCCAAUCGAGCUCACUUUUGGAGUGCUGAAGGCAUGGAUUAAGCGGAAUUACCUGUAUGUACGGCAGCGUUACGGUGGUGACUUUAGGGCUUUUCUGCGAGCUGCGGUGAGUGAGAGUAAGUGCGACAGAUUUGCAAGGAAGCACUUUCAGCACGCUGCAGGUGGCUUGUAUAUUGAGCAGGAUGUACUAGAUCGUGCGAGAAGAGAGCUAAGGGAGCUUGAGAGGAUGGGGGAGUUCGAAUUCGAGGUAGAUGAGUAAGGGUAUUGUCAGAUUUGAUGGUAUCUGAAGAUGUCACGGUGACAGAAAGAUUGAUUGAAGAUGGGUUGACUGAUUGUAUUCAGG